This is a messenger RNA of Mytilus californianus (California mussel), 2087 nucleotides long. RefSeq lists its product as uncharacterized. The coding region runs from base 154 to 1992 and encodes 612 amino acids. The transcript is spliced from 8 exons. The record is from RefSeq and is a predicted model, not a curated record. Lineage: Eukaryota; Metazoa; Mollusca; Bivalvia; Mytilida; Mytilidae.
AUAUUUAAUUGACAGCGAAGAUUCAUCAAAGUAUGUGGCGUUACACCUUCAAUGUAGACCACUGGAAUUUUGAAUGAAGUUCAAGUUUUUGUCUUUGACUCAAUUCAGUUUUGAAUUGAUUUCAACAGAAGUCCAGAUGCAGUUUUUUUGUAUAUGCGAGUAAUGUACUAUGUUUGGUGGAUAUGUCUUUUGACGAACAUUUCCAGAGUAUGUAGUCAGUGUAGUGGUACAACUAGUGUUUUAUCAGUUGGGUAUUCAGCCGCCAGUGUACAGAGUCCUAACUAUGACAAUGGAUACUCAACCGACAAAACAUGUUCUUGGAAGCACUCCACAUCCAUAACAGGAUCAUCACUUUUGGUCCAAAUCAACGCAUCUAUUGACUGCACGGGGGAUACAAUAAAUAUAUAUGACGGCACAGACACCACUGGUUUAAAAUUGCACACUUGCUCAAACAUGGGAUAUCCUAGAUAUUUUAUAGCUUCGACUGGUAAUAUAUAUACCUCAUUUAUCACUGACAGCAUGUCCAGUGCAGCGGAAAAGGGAUUUUCAUACAACGUUAUAUCAGCUAAAGAUUUUUCUAGUUCUGCGUGUACUUCUAUUCUGACAAAAGUGGCAUCCACUACAGUACAAUAUAUAAGUAGCCCGAUGUUCCCUAACCAGUAUCCAAUAAAUAGUGAGUGUUCAUGGAGGAUAGAGAGAAUAGGAGAUCCAGAACAAUUAGAAUUAUCUUUUAGAUUUAUAGAUAUAGAGGCUGAUGAUAACAAGUGUCGGUAUGAUUAUGUGAAGAUUAUUGAUGAUGCAACGGGCACAACGAUUAUCACAUCAUGCGGCAGAGAUGAGUGGUUUCCAAGUCAGACCUACACAACAAAAGGGAACGUUACUGUUAUAUUCCAUAGUGACGUCACUGAACAACAUAGAGGAUUCUUACUGGCUUAUCAGAUACAAAGUUCUUCAAAUAAACCAUCUGAUGACGACUCCUGUUAUUUCAAUAAUUGUGUAAUCUUGCCUGUAGUGUUAGCCAUUGGAGGAGUUAUUCUUAUCGCUGUCAUAGCUUUUUGCAUUAUGUGUUUCGUCGGUAAAAUGUAUGCUGUUCCGAAUACAGUGAAAGUGUCGUCUGUACAAAAGAGGCCCAGUUUUCGACAUAUCUUCAUUCCGAAAUUUGCAAACAAGAAGCAAGAGUCUAAGUCAUUGAAAAAUAUACUUGUAAAGAUGGAAGAAGACUCCAUAAUUUCAAGACCCCCGAUUGCUACUGCUCAAACACUGUAUACGUCGAAUGACAUCAUACACAGCAAAUUAUCAGAGGCACGCAAAACGACGUUGAAAACAAUAAACGAAAAGGAUAAAACAAUAGCUUCUUCUUUUACAAAAUUAAUGAAAAGGAAUCGAGAUAAGCACAAAGAACUCUUACAAAACAGUAUAAAUGAAGCUGAUAUUUCAAGUAGCUCUGCCUUGCAAAAAGAGUCUGGACAGCUUGCAUCAGAAAUGGCCAACAAGGAAGGUCCAGAUGAACAAUUAAGGUCGACUUUAGUUGCCUUCAAUAAUUCCGGAAAUUUUUCAACAACUAAUUCAGGCUUUUCAAAAAAGGAUCCAAUAAGCUACAAAAAAGAGGGCAAACAAUCGACUGACAAAAGGAAGACCACGUCGAUUACUCGAAACAAAAAAACACAGACCACUUCUAUGAUUGGUGAAGGCAAGGUAUCUGUUACCACUUCACCCGUUAACAAUGCUAAUAAAAACAUUGAUUUGAUCAAAACUAAAGUUAAAUUGAAAUCGGAUUUAAACAAAAGUACAGAAAGUCAUUACAGGGCGUUUUUCAGAAAAAGCAUAGAAAAUCAGUGUACUCCAAACAAAACUAAUCAAAGUGUGUCAAAACCUGUUCAUGCUGCUGAAUUGGGAAAACCAGUUGAGAAAGUGCAAAUUCGAAAAAUGCAAACUUUAAGGAAAUUGAAUGACAAAAGAAAAGAACAAUGGAUUAAAAAAGACUUAGAAUAACAUUAAUUAGCUAUAAAAUAUCACCUUGAUAUUUCGUUUUACAGUUCAUUAAACGGGUAUUUUAAAUGUUUUCGCAUUAUAACAUUUAUCUCAUA